AUGGCAAUGUCGCAAGAGAGUGUUCGGGACUCGGUCUUCCUGCAGCACAGUGCCACGACGUUCGAUGCAUCACUUCUGGAGACGUUUGCUCCGCUCUCGAACGGAGCGAGCGUGGACUUCUUCAUGCAGACGCCGGACAAAAUCCCAGAUUACCUGCGCCUGCGCCGCGUGUCCCAUGCGUUCUUCACCACAAAACUGUUCGAACUGCUGGUUGAGCACUUCAAUUGCAACCUUACGCGCAUUUUCUACGGUGGCGAGGCCAUGAUGAUCGCUCGAGCGUUGGAGUUCCACCGUCUGUAUGCGAGCAAGGGGAUCACCCUCAUCCACGCCUAUGGCCCCACAGAAAAUGGUGUGUUCAGCACGACUCUCAAUUUGACCGAGAAAUUAGCGAGGGGGUCCUCCGGCGACUACCUGAACAACAACAUCGGCACGGUUUGA
Molecule: messenger RNA, 438 nt
Organism: Symbiodinium sp. CCMP2592
Lineage: Eukaryota; Dinophyceae; Suessiales; Symbiodiniaceae
Source: the annotation of a GenBank genome assembly